Messenger RNA from Nycticebus coucang (slow loris), 8266 nucleotides. It is a transcript of the gene CCDC134, whose product is annotated as coiled-coil domain containing 134. The transcript has 7 exons. Bases 68 to 805 code for a protein of 245 amino acids. The record is from RefSeq and is a predicted model, not a curated record. NCBI's taxonomy places the organism in Eukaryota, Metazoa, Chordata, Mammalia, Primates, Lorisidae.
ACUAUCCUAUUUUUCUUUUUUUUGCAGUUUUGGCUUGGGCUGGGCUUGAACCCACCACCCCUGGUAUAUGGGGCCAGUGCCCUACUCUUUGAGCCACAGCUCCAGGAUCUUGGAUAUGGACUUUCUUCACUUCCUGGCCUUUCUCUUUGUCCUGCUGCUAUCUAGGACAGGGGCCACAGGCACCCUAAGGAGCUCCCUGGACCCACAGCUGGAGAUCUACAAAAAGAUGUUUGAGAUAAAGCGGCGGGAGCAGCUGUCAGCACUGAAGAACCUGGCACAGCUGAAUGAUGUCCACCAGCAGUACAAGAUCCUUGACGUCAUGCUCAAGGGGCUCUUUAAGGUGCUGGAGGACUCCCGGACGAUGCUUAUUACUGCCGAUGUGCUCCCUGAUGGGCCCUUCCCCCAGGAUGAGAAGCUGAAGGAUGCUUUCUCCCACGUGGUGGAGAACACAGCCUUCUUCGGCGAUGUGGUGCUGCGCUUCCCGAGGAUUGUGCACUACUACUUUGACCACAACUCCAACUGGAACCUCCUCAUCCGGUGGGGCAUCAGUUUCUGCAACCAGACAGGUGUCUUUGACCAGGGACCUCACUCACCUAUCCUUGGCCUGAUGGCCCAGGAGCUGGGAAUUAGUGAGAAAGAUUCUGACUUCCAGAACCCAUUUAAAAUAGACCGCACAGAGUUCAUUCCCAGCACUGACCCUUUCCAGAAGGCUCUGAGAGAAGAAGAGAAACGCCGGAAAAAGGAGGAGAGACGUAAAGAAAUUCGAAAAGGCCCGAGGAUCUCAAGAUCUCAGUCUGAGUUGUAAUCUUGGAGCAGCUCAGGGCUCAAGGGGGCCAGGAGAAGGCCAGUGAGGAGGAAGAGGAGGCAGAGGUAUGGCCGUGGCAUAGCAGCAUCGGCGCUGGUGGUCAGCAUCAGCCCCUUCCAGAUGCAGAGGCCACAUUUGGUCAGCUCCCUGGAGCCAGGUCUGAGCCCCGACUGAAGGGACUGAACCUUAGAGGGCUGGAUUUCUUCAUAGGGGCCUUCAUAUGACCCUGUGCUGCAGACAUGACCCUCUAGAGACUGGUAGGGGAGUGAGAAGGGGAUCCUGGCCCAGACCCUCUUGGUGGAUCAGGACCGCUGGCCAGCUGGCUAGUACCCUUUAUGGGAAAGCGGCAAAACCAGGUCCUGAGCCACAAGUGAAGGUGCCACCCCUACUGUGGGCCCCACUGUGUCACUGAGCGCCCAGCACAGAUCCCAGUCCCUCUACAGAGAUAUAAUAAAAGCCAGCAAACCCUUUGUGCUGAUCCAAGCUGGUGAGGAGGCUGUGAGGGGACCAGGGCCCCUCAGGGAUGUAAAAACUAGCUUAGAGGAUGUCUCUGCCUCAUGAGGAGAAGCCUCAGGCGCCUGCAGGGUAGAGUAAGUGGGCUUGGCUUAGGCCUCCUGUUCCCACCUCAGCAAUGCCCUUGACAAAGGAUCAAAGUUAAGAAGGGACUUGGAAGUGUCUUGGGAGGGUGUUUAGCCCAAGAGACCUUGGAGCAACAUGAUCUCUGUCCUCAGGUAUCUGGGGACAGUCAUUGAGCAGGCACAGGGAGGAGUCAACUUGUCCUCCCUGGCAGUACUGGAGGACACUUGACCUGCAGGUGGGGGGACGAUAGGAAGAUACACUGUAGUCCUGCAGGAUACCAUGCUUCAUAAUGGCAGGGCUACUCUGAGCUGCGUUGGUCAAACAAUGAACUCCCCAUCUCAGGAGGUGUGUAAGCAGAGACUUGUGGCCCAGGCCAGGGAAGAUUUAUUGGGGGCAGUUAGGCCCUAGUGGAUGGUGCGGUUUCUGUGGCCCUGGGUGGGGGCAGGUGCCCUUCAGUCAAGCCUCUUCCCUAAAGAGGAGGGAGAGGUUUCAGUGGGAAUUCUAGCUCUGCCUCUUUGACCUUGCAUAGCCAGAGUCUGCCUCUUAAAGAAGCAGAGACACACAACCAUCUUGGAUGCACCCCCUGACCCCACUCCUAUUCCACUGACAGAGCCCAGGCAAGACCUCAGUCUUUUUUUUUUUUUAAUUUAGAAGGACGGGGCCAGGUUCGAACCCACCAGCCCCAGAGCAUGUAGCCAGUGCCCUAACCGUUGAGCUACGUGCACCCAGCCAAGACUUCAGUCUUAGCCCAUCAGACUUGCUGAGCAAUCCUGGCCCAUCCUUCCCUUUCCUUCCUUUCCCUGUGCUAUGACUUCAUUGGCAAAAUGAUUUUGAUGGUAUCUGAACCUGUUCAGCCCUGCCCUGUUUGUCUGAGGCUGGCGUCCCUGGCUUUAGGGAGGCCUCAUAGAAAGGCCCAGAACAUUCUGCAUCCUAUCAGUUACUCAGAGGGUAAGAAGCAGCUGGAAGAGAGCUAGGAAGAAGCCUGGAGAAGUUUUCCCAUCAGAACUUCCCACCAGCCACCCCGUGGGCAGUGGAGGCAGGGCCAGGUGGCAGGACUAACCCAACAAACCUAGGCUCCAUACCCAGCCCUGUCCCCCUGAGCUGUGUCACAUUUCUACGAGGUUCACAUGAGAUGGUGGACAGUAGAGUUUGUGAACUAAAAGGCUAUGCCACAGGAAAGGGUCAGACUCACUGGAUCAGUUGUUUAACCUGUCCUGGUGCAGAGCUGAGGGUCAGGACCAGACCCUGGGCUUUUCUUGUCCUUCAUACUGGAGAGGCGUAUGAUUGCUGACUCAGCACGGAAGGUGCUUAGUUUCCCCCUUCACUGGAGGAAAACCUAAGAACCAAGCCUGCUUGACAGUGAGCCUGGCUUUCCUGGGGAAGCAAGGAGGUUAAAAGAUAACUCAGGACAGUGCAUUUGGCUGGAAGUCCUACUGGAUGACUUAUAGGGGCUCUGUUAUUAGUAGGAUUUUUAUAAUUUGAAGUAGAGCUGGGGGACUGCACGGCAAUGAGGGAGGCAGCCUAAAGUGGUGGGAAGACCUGGGCAAUUUGGGACUAGCAUAGACUGUCCCUUGAUCGCUGUUGUCAUCAGAACCACACACUUCUCAGAUCCUUGGGUUCCCCAUCUCAGAAUGCCCAGCUGGUUGAGUGUCUAGUCUGUUGUCCCAGGCUAGAGGGCCAUGGCAUCAUGGCUAACAGCAACCUCAAAUUCCUGGGCUCAAGUGAUCCUCCUGCCUCAGCUUCCUGAGUAGCUGGGACUAUAGGAGCCCACCACCAUGCCUGGCUAGUUUUUCUAUUUUUAGUAGAGAUAGGGUCUUGCUCUUGAUUGGGCUAGUCUGGAACUCCGGAGGUCAAGCAGCCUACUUGCCUCAGCCUCUCAGAGUGCUAGGAUUACAGGUGUGAGCUAUUGUGCCUGGCCAUAAAAGCCUAUUUAUAGUUAGAAAGUACCUGAAAUUUAAGUGACUUCUUAGUGAUAGGUGCCCUUCUUUGAUGGUUCUUGAAUCAUCCUAUAGAUUUAAUAAGUGCCCACUGUAUGCAAAACCAAAGAGAGGGUCCCAGUCUUUUCUGUCUUGUCUGCCCCAUUUGGUACUUCCUUCUUCCUGGGCUCUUUCCUCUAUACCAGGGAUCCUCAAACUUUUUAAACAGGGGUCCAGUUCAUUGUCCCUCAGACCGUCGGAGGGCCGGACUACAGUUUAAAAGAAAAAACUCUGAACAAAUUCUUAUGCACACUGCAAAUAUCUUUUUUUUUUAAGUAAAAAACCAAAAUGGGAACAAAUACAAUUACACUGCCUCAUGUGGCCCGCAGACCACAGUUUGAGGACCCCUGCUACCUUCAGCCUCUCUCUAUCUUAGUUGAUCUUGUCCCCUCUACCCUCAAAUCAGUACUCUUAAACAGAACCAAUCUCCAUGCCUUCUCUUGCUUUUCCUUUGCUGUGAUUUUUUUUUUUUGAGAUAAGAGUCUCAAGCUGUCACCCUGGGUAGAGUGCUAUGGCAUCAUAGCUCACAGCAACCUCCAACUCAUGUUCAAGUGAUCCCCUUGCCUCAGUUUUUCUAUUUUUAGUAGAGACCGUCUCACUCAGGCUGGUCUCAAACUCGUGAGCUCAAGCAAUCCACCCGCCUUGGCCUCCCAGAGUGCUGGGAUUACAGGCAUGAGCCACCAUGUCUGGCCUGCCAUUGUUGUUAUGCUCACUUGUUCUGGGAAGUCCACCUUCUGAGCCUUACUGCAGACAGAGCCUACCCCCAGACCCCCACCCUAGGGCAUUCAUGUGUCAAGCCACCCCUGGCAGCUGGGAACCAGUUAUGUGACUAUAGCUCCACUGGAUAUACCUACUCUGUAUGGACAUUGUGUUAUUGGUGGCAGUGGUACAGGAGGUAGCAUGGGCAGAGUAGAGUGGUAAGCCACUAGAACUACCACUCCUACUGGCUGGUGCCAGGAGUGCUCAGUGGUGGCAAUAGUUUGUUGUUGUUAUUGUUGUUUAGGCUCUCUCUCUGUUGACCAGGCUAGAAUGCAGUGGCAUCAACAUAGCUCACUGCAACCUCAAAUUCCUGGGCUCAAGCACUCUUCUUGCCUCCUGCCUCUCCCAAGUAUCUGGGACUACAGGCACCUGUCAUCAGGCCUGGCUAGGUUUUCUAUUUUUAGUUGAGACAGGGUCUCGUUCUUGUUCAGUCUGGCCUUUAACUCCUGAGCUCAAGAGAUACUCCUGCCUCUGCCCCACAGAAUGCUAGAAUUAUAGGCAUGAGCUACCACGCCCAGCUGCAACAGUGAUGUUUUCAGUGGAUCUGGACAUUGUUCCUGUUGGCUGAGCUUCUAGGCCUGUGACUUCUUUGGAGAAUCUAGGAGCUCCCCAAUAUCCUUUAAGGUGUGGUUUCUGAACAAUGCCACUGUUGACAGUUGGGCCAGAUAAUUCUUUACUGUGUCUAAGGAGAGCUGUCCUGGGUAGGAUAUUUAGCACCAUCUCUGCACUCUACCCACUAGAUACCAGGAGUAAUCCCCUAAUAUGACAACCAAAAAUGCUUCCACACAUUGCCACAUGUCCCCUGGGGGACAAAACUUCCCUAGUCGAAAACCCAUUUCCCUCCUCAUCCCAGCCCAACAUCUUCCUCUACCCUCCUCUGCUGACAGCUUCUCCUAGACAUGAUCCUCUCAGGCUGGUCCUGGUUCUGUGCCCUCAAUCUGAGCCCGCUUUAUCUCUUCUGAUUCCUCUUUCUUCAUCUGUCUCUGUUUAAAAGAAGUUGUUUUUUGGCAGUUUCUCUGUGCUCUUUUCUUCUUGGAAAGCUUGGAAAGCUCUUUUCUUCUUUGACCAUCUAAGAUGUCAAAGCUAAUGACACCUGCCCUGUCACCAUCUGGUAGCUAUUGCUGCCUAGGUUUCUCUUUAUCCUAAACCAAACUUGUUAUUGCCCACCCUAACACCCGUGUCCUGUGUUUCAAACAGUGAGGUACAUGCUCUUGCUUAAUCCAGGUGGAGGGCUUCUUGGAGGAAGUGAUACCUGAACUGAAUCCUGAAAAAUUGGGGGGAAAAAGGAGAAGGGAACAGGCACUGUGAGCAAAGGCCUGAAAGGGGAAGUGCCAGAGAAAGUAAAUGAAAAUCAUAUGUAGGGUAGACACCAUGGCUCACGCUUGUAAUCCUAGCACUCUGGGAAGCCAAGGCAGGAGGAUCCUUCAGCUCAGGAGUUUAACACCAGCUUGAGCAAGAGUAAGACCCCCAUCUCUGCUAAAAAUAGAAAAACUAGCUGGGCGUGCUAGCUUACUCCUGUAAUCCUAGCUCUCUGGGAGGCCAAGGUGGGUGGAUUGCCUGAGCUCAUGCUCUCUAGACCAGCCUGAGCUAGAGCGAGACCUUGUCUCUAAAAAAAAAAAAAAAAAAAAAAAUAGCUGGGUGUUGUGGCAAGCGCCUGUAGUCCCAGCUACUUGGGAGACUGGGACAAGACAAUAGCUUGAACCCAAGAGUUUGAGGUUGCUGUGACACUAUGGCACUCUAUCGGGGGUAACAGAGUGAGACUCUGUCUCAAAAAAUAAAAAGUAGAAAAACUAGGCAGCAUCCAUAGCUCAGUGGGUAGGGUGCCGGUCACAUACACCAGGGCUGGCUGGUUUGAACCCGGUCCCGGCCAGCUAAAGCAAUAAUGACAAAUGCAACAAAAAAAUAGCCAAGCAUUGUGGCAGGUGCUUGUAGUUCCAGCUACUUGGGAGCCUGAGGUAAGAGAAUCGCUUAAGCCCAAGAGUUGGAGGUUGCUGUGAGCUGUACCGCCACAGCACUCUACCAAGGGUGACAUAGUGAGACUCUGUCUCAAACAAAAAAAAAAAAAAGAAAAACUAGUCGGGUGUUGUGGCAGGUGCCUAUAAUCCCAGCUACUCAGGAGGCUGAGGCAGGACGAUAGCUUGAAUCUAGGAAUUUGAUGUUGUGAGCUAAGCUGAUGCCACAGCAUUCUAGUCCAGGCAACAAAGUGAGACUCUGUCUCAAAGUAAAAGGAAGGGAGGGAGGGAGGAAAUCCUAUGUAAAGGUCUCUUCUAUGACCUAUAGUAGGUACACAAUCCAUGGUAGAUGUCUAAACAUAAUGGUCACCUACCUAGUACAGUCCCUUUUCAGAUGAAGAGCCUAAGUGCUGAGGAAUUACUUUGUCAAAUGCUUCUCCACCCAUCAGAGCCAGCCUCUGUCUUCCCAGCCAAAGCAAUGUGCCAUCUAGAAGACAUGUUCAGUUAAGUGGGAUCCAGGGCCAGAUGGAAAAUACCAGUAUUUGGUGAGGUUUAUGUUCUGUGUAGCUACCAUUAUUCUACCUUUUCUACUGAGCCUUCAUUUGUGUUCCCUUGGGCCACUUGGCCAGGUUACCACAGCCUGUGGGAAGGUUUUACUCAGAAACAUAGGAACAGCUGCAGAAUGGGAAGUGCUUUGCCUGCCUCCCUGGCCUCCUAAACCAAAUUUGGUAUUGCCCACUUUUUAUCCCCACCUGUGAAGAUGCUUAUGGCAGCCUUCUGCAGGAGGUUGCUGAGUUACUGAGGCCUGCAUAGGGGCCAUCAUUGGGCCAAAGUGUGUUGUAUGGGAGUUGCUGCUGCAUCCUGUCAGACUAGCAGACCAGUGUGCUUUAUACCAGUCGCAUACCAGUGUAAAGAGCCCUGUGAGAGCUGCUUGAAAGGUACAGCUGAGGAUGGCACCUUCCAGACCAGUGCUAAAUCUAAACCAGGUUCAGUUUUCCGUUUCUUUCAGGGUGAAACUGGUGUAUUAGUCUACACUAGCUCUCCAUUGUGUAAAAAAUGAAGAGAACAUUCUUGUCUUGUUUCCCAAAGUAUAAGACACUUUAUUUCUCAUUAGGUAUACAUGUUUAUUAUAAAAACUAAUUUAAACAAUACUGAGAUGCUAAACGGAAAGUAAGCUAGGCCCCCGUAGCUCAGUGAGUAGGGCUCCAGCCACAUACACCUAAGGUGGCCUGUUCGAGGGGGCAGGUUCGAGCCCGGCCCGGGACUGCUGAACAAUAAUGACAACUGCAACCAAAAAUAGCCGGGUUUUGUGGCGGGCACCUGUGGUCCCAGCUGCUCUGGAGGCUGAGGCAGAAGAGUCGCUUGAGCCUAAGAGUUUGAGGUUGCUGUGAGCUGUGAUGCUACAGCACUCUACUGAGGGUGACAUAGUGAGAUUUUUGUCUCAAAAAAAAAAAAAGUAAAAUUCACCCAGAUCCCACUUAUAUAAUCACAACUGACAACCAGCUGUUGAGCCGUCCAUCCUUUUCACCCCUCAGGUAAGCACAAAGAUCCUUAUUUUUUCAAUUACAAGGGCUACCUGGUAUUGGCACUUAGUGAAUAUCAGAACUUAUGCCAAGUGCUGGCUGGCAGCAGCCCCUCUUGCCCUCCAGGCCUUUGUCUCUGUUAUCUGUUCUGCUGGCUAUACCAGAUGCAGUUCUCUCCUUAUAAUUUUAGGAUUCAUCAUCUUAAAUAUUAUUGACACUUCUUCAGAGUCUUCCUGACAUCAAAAGUCAGGUUCCUUGUUAGUUUUCAUCACAUCCAUUACUUUUCCUUUAUCUGCUUGUACCAUAAUCUGUUAUUUAUUUUUAUGCUUGUUCAAUGUCUGGUUUUGUUGUUAUUAGCCUGGAAGCUCUCAGAAGGCAGGAACUGUUUGCUGCUACAGACAUGUUCAAUAAAUAUUGUUAAAUAAAUGAAAUGAUCUCAUUUUCACAACUGUGUGUGAUACCAUUUUAGCCCCAUUUUAGAAAUGACUAAAGUGAGGCUUAGAACCUUUCCUUAACGAGCCCAAGGUCACAUAGCAAAUCAGUGGAUCCAUGUGUUUGUCUUCACCCAGCCUGUGUGCUGUUAAGUCUUGACCACAAAGCAACCGUGGCUUCUCACAGACUGGCAGAAAACUUUUCCUUUUUAUGAAGAUAUUGUACAACCUUUCCUUGUCA